GAGGAAAAGCAAGCAGAAGAACCUCCCCCUCCGAAAGCAUCUUUGAGAGAGUUGUUCCGUUAUUCAUCGAGUUGUGACCGCUUCUUGCUUACAAUCGGUUCCAUUGUAGCGAUCGGAACAGGAUGUGGCCUUCCUCUUCUUUCGAUAUUCAUUGGCAAUAUGUCGCAGUCGUUUGUUGAUGCUCAAACACUUUUUUAUAGCGGUGACUUUCAACUGUUCAUUGUUUCAUUGUUCAACACUGAAACCUUCUUCUUACUGCAUCCGUUGGAGGACACAUUUAUGAAAGGUUUUGAAGAAUUCAUACGUUUUCGACGUAUUUCAUCUGCAGGUUAUAGACCUCAAGACACCGCCAAUAUAACACGCUUUCACAAUGUAAGUUUACCACCAAAAUUGGCAAACUACACGUGGAAUAUGUUUACGGAACAGGUUGUUGCGUAUUGCCUUCAAUACGUUUACACAGGAAUUGCAGUGCUUUGCGUUGCUGCCAUACAAGUAAUAAUUUUGGAAUGGCUUGAUUUUCACUAUGAUUUCAGUAAUUUGGAACGAAUCAAAGAAGGUACAGGUGAUAAAGUGGCAUUAUUAAUUCAGUUCAUAAGUCAGUUUUUUGCUGGGUUCAUCGUUGCGUUUGUUUACGAUUGGCGUUUAACGCUCAUUAUGAUGUCGUUAUCACCAUUCAUGGUUAUUUGCGGCGCUUUUCUCGCAAAAUUGAUGGCGUCGGCAACUGCGAAGGAGAGCGAGAACUACGCAGUGGCUGGCGGGAUUGCAGAAGAGGUGAUAACAUCUAUUCGAACUGUUGAUGCAUUUAACGGACAGCAAUUGGAGUGUGAUAGAUACAACAACGCACUAAAAGGUAGUAUGAAAACUGGGAUUCUGAAAGCUUUCUAUGUGGGCCUCGGACUCGCGAUGACCUUCUUAGUACUCUUCAGCUCGUACACACUCGCAUUCUGGGUCGGGACUGAUUAUGUUUAUGAAGAUGCGAUCACUCCAGGAACGAUGCUUACGGUAUUCUUUGGUGUAAUGAUGGGCUCUAUGGCACUAGGACAAGCCGGACCGCAGUUCGCUGUUUUGGGUGCAGCGCAAGGAGCAGCAGGCACCAUAUUUGAGAUCAUUGAUCGAGUACCUGAAAUAGAUGUUUAUGAUCAGUCGGGCUACAAACCAAUACAAAUAGAUGGUCAAAUAGAAUUCAGAAAUAUUGAAUUUUCUUAUCCAACGCGACCCGAUGUGAAGGUAAAAAAUAUCACUAUCUUUAUUAGCUCUUCAAAGAGUGCCGUGAUAUGGCCAUUUCAACCGGUACUGUUUAAUAUGACGAUUAAAGAGAAUAUUCAAAUGGGCAGUGAAGAAGUAACCGAUGCACAAAUGAUUAAUGCUUGUCGUUGUGCUAAUGCUGCCGACUUCAUCGAUCAAUUACCAAAGAAAUACGAUACGCCAGUUGGUGAUCGCGGUGUACAACUUUCGGGCGGUCAGAAGCAAAGAAUUGCUAUCGCACGUGCUCUUGUUCGCAAUCCGAAAAUUUUGCUUCUUGACGAAGCAACCAGUGCUCUUGAUGCAGAAAGUGAAAGUGUCGUUCAGGAGGCGCUUGAGAAGGCAGCCAAGGGACGCACAACACUAGUGGUAGCUCAUCGAUUAUCAACAAUCAAGAAUGCUGACAAAAUAAUUGUAAUUCAUGAUGGUCGAGUAGUGGAAAUGGGGACACACUAUCAACUGAUUGCUGCUAAGGGAUAUUAUCACGAACUGGUCAACUCCCAAGUUUUCGUUGACAUUGAGGAUAACGCUCCAUCGAAAAUUCCCUUAAGUCGUCGUCAGUCAACAGCAUCCUAUCGAUCACGAUCGUUUUCUGUCAUGACAGCAAAGAGUGGUCAGGAAACAUCAAAAGUCAUGUUGAGGAAAGCUUCGAGAGCUGCUACUCAAAUAGGUGAAACAGAAUUGAACGCAAAGAAAGAGACGGAACGAUUGAAAAAAGAAAUGAUGGAAGAGGGUGGCACAGAAUCAGGUCUCCUCGAAAUUUUGAAGUAUUCACGACCUGAAUGGAUAUAUAUUUUGAUCGGUUUACUUGUGGGUGUCAUUCAAGGCUGUGUAUUUCCGGCAUUCUCGCUUUUCUUCAGUGAAAUACUGGCUAUUUUCGCAAAACCAAAAGAUUCUAUGCUUCAUGAAGGUCAUUUUUGGUCACUUAUGUUUCUCGUGCUAGGUGGUAUUGAAGGAAUCACAUUGCUUGUUCAGACAUUCUUUUUCGGGUUAACAGCUGAACGUUUAACGCGUCGUUUGCGAUCACGCUUGUUCAGGAAUAUUCUACGAAUGGAUAUGACAUACUUCGAUAGUCCAAAUCAUUCAAGUGGUAAACUGUGCACUCGUCUCGCCACCGAUACACCCAAUGUGAAAUCGGCUAUAGAUUAUCGCUUGAGUGGUGUCCUAGUGUCAAUAGUUUCGAUCGGUUGUGGUAUUGGGAUUGCAGCCUACUACAGUUGGCAAAUGGCAUUACUUUUGAUCGCCAUAUUUCCACUUGAAGGUGUUGGAAAAGCAGUUCAUCUGAAGUACAUCGAAGGACAUCAUAAGCAAGACGCAAAGGAAAUGGCAAAUGCUGGAAAAGUCGCCUUAGAAACUAUCGAAAACAUUCGGACCGUUCAAGCAUUAACUCUCGAGCAAAGAAUGUAUGCCAAAUUUUGUGGUUACCUUCAGCAGCCAAUUAAAAAUGCAACGAAAAGAGCAAUCGUUCAGGGAUUAUCAUACGGCUUCGCAAAUUCGAUAUUCUUCUUUUUGUAUUCCGCAUCGUAUCGUUUUGGAGCGUUUCUGAUCAUGGCUAAACUUGCAUCACCGAUUGAUGUUUUGAGAGUGCUCUUCGCAAUCAGUUUCACAGCAGGUAGCGCAGGUUAUGCGAGUGCUUACUUUCCUGAGUAUGCAAAAGCAAAGUUUGCAGCAGGUAUCAUUUUCAAGAUGCUCGGUGAAAAGCCAAAAAUUGAUUGCAUGGGGAAAGAUGGAACAAAGAUGGAAAUAACUGGUUCGGUAGACUUCACGAAAUUACAUUUCGCUUAUCCGCAGCGCGCAGAUGUUCAAGUCCUCAAAGGACUCAGCUUGCAUGUUGACGCAGGCAAAACACUUGCGAUUGUUGGACCAAGUGGUUGCGGUAAAAGCACUGUGGUUUCGCUUCUUGAACGAUUCUAUGAAAUCAUUGAUGGAAGCAUCGUAAAAGCCGGCGCAAAUUUUCAGGCAGUUGAUGGUACUGAUAUUCGCUCAUUGAACGUAUCCUAUUUACGUUCACAAAUGGCAUUGGUAUCGCAAGAACCGAUUCUCUUUGAUUGCUCCAUACGAGAGAACAUUAUUUAUGGACUCCGCGAGGAUCAGUUCGACGAAAACGACAUCCGAGAUGCUGCAGAGCUGGCAAACAUCGACAAAUUCAUCAGCGAUUUACCUGAAGGCUAUGAGACGAGGGUUGGCGAAAAAGGAGUGCAGUUAUCUGGUGGUCAAAAGCAACGAAUUGCAAUCGCGAGAGCGCUAUUAAGAAAACCGAAAAUUCUGCUAUUGGAUGAGGCAACAAGUGCACUUGAUGCUGAGAGCGAAAAGGUAGUACAAGAAGCAUUAGAUCGUGCCGGCAAAGGAAGAACGUGCAUUGUAAUAGCACAUCGAUUAUCAACGGUUGUUAAUGCCGAUUGUAUAGCGGUACUUCAGAAUGGCAUCAUUUUAGAGAAAGGUAUUGGUUGUUGUCUCUAG
Molecule: messenger RNA, 3702 nt
Organism: Anisakis simplex (herring worm)
Lineage: Eukaryota; Metazoa; Nematoda; Chromadorea; Rhabditida; Anisakidae
Source: the annotation of a GenBank genome assembly